ACUUAAGUCGUCGCCCGACUCCUUUCCUUUUCCUCCUCUCUUCUCCUUGUAACUCAAACUAUAGCACGCUUCCAGAAGUCACCUCGAGGAUACUAUUACUUCCAGACGACGAUCAGCCGAACUGCUAGAUCUAUUGGAUAGGUAGACAGUCGCGAGCAUACCUGGGAAAUCGAUUCCCUCUAUCGCAUGCAUUCAGCCAGUAGAACAAGUCUCCUAGCUCCUAGCACCCAACCAGCGGUGUGCACGAUCCUGCAGUCGGUCGACCUCUUCUGUACCUCUAUCUAGACUUCCUCCCCGUACCCCCAAACCCACACUUCCCCCGAAGCCAACCGCUUCCCUUCUUCAAAAUGUGUCAAUAUACAUACAGCUGGUACUGUUGCAACCACUCCUACUUCAUCUGGUCCGACAGCAUCGAAAUCUGCCCCAACCGCCUCCUGAGCGGCUAUUCCUACGACGCCUGGUCCAUCGAUAUGUGCCGGAACAUGCGCGUCACCUGCGGCGGGUUCUCCAACUAUUACUGCGUGGAUUGCAGCGAGGACGUGAAUUUGGAGUUCGAGCUGGACGAGUUAUAGAUGUGGCGAGAUAAGAGCUUUUGACGAGAUUUAAGAGGAUCUCUCAGCUGGAUAUUGAGACGGUCUGAGUUUAUGGCGUUGGGGGCCCCUGGUACAUUUCUCAUCACUACGAGCUCGCACUUGCGAGCAUUUUGGGCCACUCAAUCUUACGGUUUAUAU
Messenger RNA from Eremomyces bilateralis CBS 781.70, 731 nucleotides. RefSeq lists its product as uncharacterized. The transcript has 2 exons. The record is from RefSeq and is a predicted model, not a curated record. The coding region runs from base 348 to 572 and encodes 74 amino acids. Lineage: Eukaryota; Fungi; Ascomycota; Dothideomycetes; Eremomycetales; Eremomycetaceae.